Molecule: messenger RNA, 1374 nt
Organism: Cyprinodon tularosa
Lineage: Eukaryota; Metazoa; Chordata; Actinopteri; Cyprinodontiformes; Cyprinodontidae
Exons: 9
Coding region: 138-1322 (394 amino acids)
Biological process (GO): Arp2/3 complex-mediated actin nucleation
Cellular component (GO): actin cortical patch; Arp2/3 protein complex
Molecular function (GO): actin filament binding
Source: RefSeq, a predicted model, not a curated record
CACACCCACAAUCCAAGACUUCUGUCUACCUGUCAGCUGAGAUCCCAGCUGCUCUCAUGUAUAUAUAUCCUAAAUAUUAGAUUGAAUCUGACUCCUGCUCAGACAGGUGGAAGUAACUUAAACUAUUUUGUUAAAACAUGGACAGCCAAGGAAGAAGGGUGGUGGUUUGUGACAAUGGAACUGGGUUCGUCAAAUGCGGCUUUGCUGGGUCCAACUUCCCUGAACAUAUUUUCCCAGCCCUGGUGGGAAGGCCAGCCAUACGGUCAAACACCAAAGUGGGAAACAUCGAGAUUAAGGACCUGAUGGUUGGGGAUGAAGCCAGUGAGUGCCGUUCUCUGCUGGAGGUGUCCUACCCCAUGGAGAAUGGCAUGGUGCGAUGCUGGGAAGACAUGCUGCACCUCUGGGAUUAUACGUUUGGCCCAGAUCGUCUCAACAUCAACCCCUCAGAAUGCAAGAUCUUACUGACUGAGCCGCCCAUGAACCCCACCAAGAAUCGAGAGAAAAUCGCUGAGGUCAUGUUUGAAAAAUACCAGUUCCAUGGUAUCUACGUGGCGAUUCAGGCUGUGCUCACCCUGUAUGCCCAGGGUUUGCUUACUGGCGUGGUUGUAGACUCAGGAGAUGGCGUCACCCACAUCUGUCCUGUCUACGAGGGGUUUUCUCUACCCCAUCUCACGCGCAGGUUGGACAUCGCAGGACGUGACAUCACUCGCUACCUCAUUAAACUCCUGCUGCUGCGCGGCUACGCCUUCAAUCACUCGGCUGACUUUGAGACUGUGAGAAUGUUGAAGGAGCAGCUCUGCUACGUGGGAUACAACAUCGAACAAGAGCAGCGCCUGGCCCUGGAGACCACCUACCUGGUAGAGUCCUACAUGCUCCCAGAUGGAAGGCAGGUGAAUGUCGGUGGGGAACGAUUUGGGGCCCCAGAAGCUCUUUUCCAGCCUCAUCUUAUCAAUGUGGAAGGAGCCGGCGUGGCUGAACUGCUCUUUAAUACUAUCCAGGCUGCAGACAUUGACCUGAGGGCUGACUUCUACAAGCACAUCGUUCUAUCAGGCGGGAGCACCAUGUACCCAGGCCUUCCAUCCAGACUCGAAAGAGAAAUCAAGCAACUCUACCUGGAGAGGGUGCUUGAUGGAGACACACAGAAACUAUCUAAAUUCAAGAUCCGAAUCGAGGAUCCGCCCAGACGCAAGCACAUGGUGUUCCUGGGAGGAGCUGUGCUGGCCAACAUCAUGAAAGACAAGGAUACCUUCUGGCUGAGUCGGGAGGAGUACAAUGAGAAGGGUCUGGGGGUGCUGCAAAAGCUGGGAGGAGGAAUCAGAUGAAACAAUAAUAAACAACAGCAUGAGCUAAUUAGCUGAGAUUUUAUCAUUCACA